Molecule: messenger RNA, 1161 nt
Organism: Pundamilia nyererei
Lineage: Eukaryota; Metazoa; Chordata; Actinopteri; Cichliformes; Cichlidae
Product: matrilysin-like
Exons: 8
Coding region: 1-1161 (386 amino acids)
Biological process (GO): extracellular matrix organization; collagen catabolic process; proteolysis
Cellular component (GO): extracellular matrix
Molecular function (GO): metalloendopeptidase activity; zinc ion binding
Source: RefSeq, a predicted model, not a curated record
AUGGAUUUGUUGUGGAUACCCGUUUUGGGCUCUCUGAUGUUGGUGGAAAUCUUGUGGACUCUACCCAUUGACAAAGAUCAGCAGAGGCUUGAGGAUGUGGAGCUGGCUGAGGAUUACCUCAAGAGGUUUUACAGUCUGAAUCUGGGAGACCACAGGCCUCCAGUAAGAAGUGUGAGGUCUGCAUCCACCAUGGAGGAGAAGAUCCAAGAAAUGCAAAACUUCUUUGGUCUGAAGGAAACAGGAAAUAUGGACCCUCACACCCUGAAUGUGAUGAAGGAAGCAAGGUGUGGAGAUCCGGAUGUGGACAACUUCGCCUUUUACCCUAAUAGGCCUAAAUGGAAGAACCACAUCAUCACAUACACGAUUGCCAGAUACACUCCAGACAUGAAGAAAGAGGAUGUGGAAAAGUCUGUUCGUUCAGCCUUGAAGAUGUGGAGCGAUGCAACCCCGCUGAAGUUCAUCAAAAUCAACCAUCGAAAAGCUGAUAUUGUCUUCUCUUUUUCUCGCAGAACUCAUGGAGAUUUCUUUCCCUUCGAUGGACCUGGGGGCGUGUUGGCUCAUGCCUUCAUGCCAGGAAUGGGGAUGGGUGGAGAUGUGCACUUUGAUGAGGAUGAAACAUGGACGGCAGGGACUCAAGGUUAUAGCCUGUUGAGUGUUGCAGCUCAUGAACUUGGCCACUCACUUGGUUUGACUCACUCUAGAGACCCCUCUGCUAUCAUGUACCCCAAUUACAGACAUCAGAGCGAUGCCAAGUACUCGCUCUCUAACGAUGAUGUGAGGGGUAUCCAAACUCUGUAUGGUCAUAAGUACUGGGUGGUUGAACAGCUUAAGAUGAAAAGUCGCGCUGGCUCCAUUUACGAGUACGGCUUCUCUUCCAGAGUCAGGCGGGUUGAUGCUGCUGUGCAUGUCAGCGAAUACGGGAAAACAAUGUUCUUCGUAGGAGAGUUUUAUUACAGGUAUGAUGAGCACAAUAGGAGAAUGGACCCUGGCUUCCCCAGACUCAUCCGAAACGAUUGGUCUGGAGUCCCCAGAAGGGUUGAUGCUGCAUUUAAGUUACAAGGUAGCAUCUUUCUCCUCUGUGGAACAAAAUCCUACCAGUAUGACUUCAGACAAAAACAAGUGGUGAAUGUAAUUCCAGGAAAGUCUUGGCUGGGAUGCUGA